AUGGUCGUCGAAUCAACGCCAGUUGGCGAGCGAGCUUUUGACAUUUACUCGCGUCUGUUGCGAGAACGCAUCGUCUGUCUCAUGGGCCCGGUCGACGAUGCCAUGGCCUCGACCAUCGUUGCGCAGCUGCUGCAUCUUGAAUCGGAAAAUCCAGAUGAACCCGUCAGCGUCUACAUCAACUCACCCGGCGGCUCGGUGACUGCUGGCUUGGCCAUUUAUGACACACUCCAGUACAUUCGCCCGCGCAUCACGACCGUGUGCAGUGGCCAAGCCUGUUCCAUGGGCUCGCUGUUGCUGACCGCCGGAAGCCCGGGUCACCGCUACGCACUGCCCAAUUCGCGCAUCAUGGUCCACCAGCCCAGCGGUGGCGCCCGAGGCCAAGCCUCGGAUAUUGCCAUUCACGCCGAGGAAAUCCUCAAGCUCAAAACAACCAUCAACAACCUUUAUGCCCACCACACGGGCCGCACCUAUGAUGAAAUUGAGGCGGCGCUGGAUCGAGACCGCUUCAUGUCAGCGCAAGAGGCCAAGGACUUUGGCCUCAUCGACCAAAUCGUUGUGUCCCGCAAGCAAGUGGAAGAUGCCGAAGCCGCCGCUGACGACGACGACAGCUCGACAAACACCACCAAGUGA
Monosiga brevicollis MX1 is the source of this 630-nucleotide messenger RNA. RefSeq lists its product as uncharacterized. NCBI's taxonomy places the organism in Eukaryota, Choanoflagellata, Craspedida, Salpingoecidae. The transcript is spliced from 3 exons. Gene Ontology annotation, biological process: protein quality control for misfolded or incompletely synthesized proteins. Gene Ontology annotation, cellular component: endopeptidase Clp complex. Gene Ontology annotation, molecular function: serine-type endopeptidase activity; ATPase binding; ATP-dependent peptidase activity. The coding region runs from base 1 to 630 and encodes 209 amino acids. The record is from RefSeq and is a predicted model, not a curated record.